UCCCCUCUCCCCUUGCUUUCCCCGUUCUCCGCGGCGUUCUUCUCGAUCCCUUCUCCUGGUGUCUUCGUCUGUUGGUAGGGUUUGGGUUUCUUUCGCCUUGGAUUGCGAGACGAGAUCGCUUUGGUCGGCGGCGGCGGCAUUACGGCAGCGACUUCAUGUGAUUCAAGUGAUAAAGAUUUGAUUCUUGUAAAGGGCAUACUAGCUCAAAUGAUUUGUAGCCUCGUGUAAAUGCUCUAUAGGCGUUGCAAUGAGAAGUCAUCAGGUGGCAUCUCCUUGAUGGACUGCAUGAACUCAUCAACUGACAAGAACACAUUAAAGAGGUGGUUUUUCAUUGAUAAAAGGGUUGGAUGAUGUUUAGGAAAAGUAAGAGAGAGUAAGAUUAAUCAACCAAGAGUACGUUUGAUUAUACUGCUUGUGGAGCAACACUUUGUCAACGAAUCAAUGGAUUUGAAGUCAAACCAUAAUUCACCUGUCCUCACUGAUCCUGCAUCUCUGAGCAAGUCAAGAUUGGGCUUGCCCUCUAACAUGACGCCAUGCUCUCCUGCAGCAUUGCCAUUCUCAUCUUCUGGUUUGUAUCUAACAUUUCCCAAAAUACUAAAUUGUAAACUUCAUAAUGCCCAUGUUAACGGUUGGUUGGAUGCAAUAAUAGUAUCUUCACCUCGCAAAAAGUUGAACAAGGACCUGAUCUCUGAGUGUCAAUUAGAUGACAAUGAUGCUGCUUAUCAAACCUGGAUGAUAAAUUAUCCAUCCGCUUUAAACUCCUUUCACCUAAUCACAAGUUAUGCUAAAUGCAAGACAGUUGCAUUGUUUUUGGACUAUGAUGGAACUCUUUCACCAAUUGUGGAUAAUCCUGACCAUGCAUUCAUGUCAAGUGCAAUGCGUGCUGCUGUAAGAGAAGCUGCUAAUCAUUUCCCCACUGCAAUUAUUAGCGGAAGGUCUCGUGACAAGGUACAUGAAUUUGUCAAGUUAUCGGAGCUGUAUUAUGCUGGCAGUCAUGGGAUGGAUAUAAUGGGUCCAAUCAGAAUAUCUGAAUCUGUUGGUGAUCAUCCAGUCUGCAUUAAGACGACUGAUAGUAAGGGUAAAGAAGUACAUCUCUUCCAACCUGCUAGGGAAUUUCUACCAAUGAUCAAUGAGGUGUAUAAAUCCCUCAUUGAGAUCACUAGCAAUAUCAUAGGUGUCAAAGUAGAGAAUAACAAGUUUUGCGUCUCUGUACAUUACCGCAAUGUGGAUAAAAGGAUGUGGGAUGAAGUUGGACUUCGUGUAUUUGGCUUGAUAAAGGGUUUUCCACGUUUGCGUGUUACCCAUGGGCGGAAGGUUUUAGAGGUCCGCCCUGUGAUAGACUGGAACAAGGGAAAAGCCGUGGAGUUUCUUCUUGAAUCACUGCAGCUUAGCCAACGCAACGAUGUGCUCCCAAUUUAUGUUGGAGAUGAUCGUACCGAUGAAGAUGCAUUCAAGGUUUUGAGAGAGAGAAUCCAUGGAUUUGGCAUCUUAGUUUCGAAUGUGCCAAAGGAAACUAAUGCUUACUACUCCCUGAGAGACCCAUCUGAGGUACAAGAAUUUCUCAAGUCUCUUGUGAGAUGGAAGAAGUUCACAGCAUCACAAACUGAAGACUACAAUAUAGAUUUGAUGUGCAUAGGAUAGAUGAAGUACCUAAAGAUAAUUUAAUCAGCCUAUAAACUUGUAUGUGAGCCAUAAAUUUCAAUUUAUUUAUUUUUACUUUUUUUUUAUUGUUUUUAAAGU
Messenger RNA from Zingiber officinale, 1740 nucleotides. RefSeq names its product probable trehalose-phosphate phosphatase 2. The transcript has 12 exons. The coding region runs from base 442 to 1641 and encodes 399 amino acids. Gene Ontology annotation, molecular function: trehalose-phosphatase activity. The record is from RefSeq and is a predicted model, not a curated record. Gene Ontology annotation, biological process: trehalose biosynthetic process. NCBI's taxonomy places the organism in Eukaryota, Viridiplantae, Streptophyta, Magnoliopsida, Zingiberales, Zingiberaceae.